GUGCUCCACGUAGCAAACUCUACUUCCUGUUGCAGAUGAGAGCUGAUUAUUAAUGGUGAGGUGUCUUUGGAGCAGGAAUCUAGGCAAGGCUUUGUGCGUCACUUAUCAACAGGUGAGGGAGUUGCGGGUUGAGGCCAGCAGUGUGGUGGCCCACCUGCUGCCACGUGGGUCCUGGUGGACUGUGGCCAUAGCAGGUGAAUUCACUUGUUUACUGAGAGGUGUGGCGUGUUUAUUCACACUCUCCUCCUCCUUGUUCUCUCCACUUGUCCUGUGGGAGUGGUACUGGUUUCUGAGCAGGGUUGGCUACAUUACCUGCUACUAUGACACACACACAGAGGCAGGCACACACUGGUUUAAGAUGUUUCUUGUGCUCUUGUUUUUUCGCUGCACGUUUAGUGAGUCAAAGCAGCCUUGAGAGUCACACCCACUGUGAAACAUGCGUCUGUUUCUAAGACGGCGUAUAUCUGCCCUGAAACUGGUGCUCCUUGGGGGGACUCUCUUCAUGGUGGUUCUAGUGGUUCUCCAGAGGGAUGUCGGCUCUUCGCCUGCUGGUGACCCCUGGUUUCAGGAGCUGGUGGACAAGAAGGAUAAGAUGAUCAUCAUGGUACAAGAGGCUGUUAACAACAUUGGCUUCCAGAUCGGAGCUCCGCAGAAACCACCAACGGUACUAGUGCAGCCCACCGAGGAUGCCAAAUGCCCUGCUGGAUUCUACACUCAGGCUGAGCUCAAACCUCACCUAGAGAGACCGCCUCAGGACCCCUUAAGCCCCGGGGCUGAUGGGAAGGCGUUUCAGAAAGACCACAUGUCCCCAGAAGAGGGUCAGGAGAAGGAGGAGGGUAUGAAACGGCACUGUUUCAACCAGUUUGCCAGUGACCACAUCUCACUCAGCCGUAGUCUUGGCGACGACACAAGGCCUCCAGAGUGCGUGGAGAGAAAGUUUCGUCGCUGUCCUCCUCUGCCAACCACCAGUGUUAUUAUUGUCUUCCACAAUGAGGCUUGGUCCACCCUCCUCAGGACGGUCUACAGCGUUCUGCACACAGCGCCUGCUCUCCUGCUCAAAGAGAUCAUCUUGGUAGAUGAUGCCAGUGUUGCAGAGCACCUGAAGAGCCGUCUGGAGGAACAUGUGCGUCAACUGAAGAUUGUGCGCGUAGUGAGGCAGCUAGAGAGGAAGGGCCUCAUCACUGCCAGGCUGCUGGGUGCCAGUAUCGCUCAGGGCGAAGUGCUAACCUUUCUCGACGCACACUGUGAGUGUUUCCAUGGUUGGCUAGAGCCCCUGUUGGCCCGCAUUGUUGAGGAACCCACUGCUGUGGUUAGUCCAGAUAUCAGCACCAUUGACCUCAACACCUUUCAGUUCAACAAGCCUGUGGCCUCCAACCGCGCUUUUAACCGAGGGAACUUUGACUGGAGCCUGACAUUCGGCUGGGAGGCAAUCCCUGAGGAUGCGAAGAAGCUGCGCAUUGAUGAAACCUACCCUGUAAAAACACCUACUUUUGCUGGAGGUCUCUUUUCAAUCUCGAAGAAGUACUUUGAACACAUUGGAACGUACGAUGACAAGAUGGAGAUCUGGGGUGGUGAAAACGUGGAGAUGUCGUUCAGGGUGUGGCAGUGUGGGGGCCAGCUCGAGAUCCUCCCUUGUUCCGUGGUGGGCCAUGUCUUCCGUACCAAGAGCCCCCACACCUUCCCCAAGGGCACAGAGGUCAUCACUCGCAACCAGGUGCGCCUGGCUGAGGUCUGGAUGGAUGACUACAAGACCAUCUUCUAUCGCCGCAACAAGAAUGCUGCAGUUAUGGCCAGCGAGAAUAAGUUUGGGGACAUUUCUGAUCGUCUGAAUCUUAGAGAGAGGCUUCAGUGCAAGAACUUCUCCUGGUACUUAAACACAGUCUACCCAGAGGCCUUUGUCCCUGAUUUAACCCCACUAAAAUAUGGAACAAUUAGAAACUCAGGAUCUAAAACCUGUCUAGAUGUUGGAGAGAGUAACAUUGGAGAUAAACCUGUGAUCAUGUACCCGUGUCACAACAUGGGAGGAAACCAGUACUUUGAAUACUCAUCUCAUAAGGAGCUGCGUCACAAUAUUGGAAAGCAGCUGUGUCUUCAUGCCACACCCCAGCCGGAUCCAGUGAAGAUCGAGCUAUGCCAGCUGAAGGGCAAGGGCACCAGUGUGGCACCACAACAGGAGUGGGUCUUUUCAGAGGAAAAUCUUUUGAAGAAUCCUAGUAGUGGGAAAUGUUUACAGCUGAAAGGAGACAAGCUUCAGAUGGACCAAUGUAAUGCUGCUGACCUCUACCAGCACUGGACCUUCAGCUGACCUCCCAGUGUGCCCAUCAGGUGACCUUUGGCACAUUGUGUCCCGUUCCUCAGACUGAGCUGACAGAGCCAGCUCAACAUUGAUCCAGAAGGGCUCCCCGCUAUGAAAUUUGUGGCUCAUGGACAGUUAAAGAUAGAGGACAAAGAAGAGAAAGUUGCAUCUGUUGAAGACACUCGGAUAGGCCUUAACUUGUUUUAAAUUUAUUUAUGAUGGAAACUCAAAGAUAUUUAAAGGUGGCUGGGAACUGACUGUGGGGCAAUGGCUGGGAACUGCAAUGAACUUAUUUUAGUAAAUUUACACUCUAGCUUGAAAAAAAUCACAAUUUAGUGACUUUAUUUUGUACGAUGAUGAAUGAUAAAUGUGACAAUAUGCACAAGUUAACUAAAGAGCAAGAUUUGUCUGUUUUUUUAAAAAUAAAACGUCUUUGUUGUGUUAAGUGAUCGUUUUUGUUUGCAAGUAUCUAGAAAACAUUUCAGGUUCCAUAGCGAAAUGUUUUUCACUAUGAAACUUUCAUCUGUCCUAAUUAAUAAUAUGUAUGUGUCAAGUACUAAUGUUAUAAGUAUUAGAAUUUUCUUUUAUUUACUAUUUUAGCCAAGUAAUAGUCUGUAUUGAUUUAUUGGGUGAUUUCCUGAAAGAAUGAUUCAUUUAGAAGUCACUGAUGCUACAGAUAUUAAAUAAUCUGGAUUUACAGUAAGAUUUUCUGCCAUGA
Etheostoma spectabile (orangethroat darter) is the source of this 3014-nucleotide messenger RNA. RefSeq names its product UDP-N-acetyl-alpha-D-galactosamine:polypeptide N-acetylgalactosaminyltransferase 6 (GalNAc-T6) (gene galnt6). Gene Ontology annotation, cellular component: Golgi apparatus. Gene Ontology annotation, biological process: protein O-linked glycosylation. Bases 437 to 2305 code for a protein of 622 amino acids. The record is from RefSeq and is a predicted model, not a curated record. Lineage: Eukaryota; Metazoa; Chordata; Actinopteri; Perciformes; Percidae. Gene Ontology annotation, molecular function: polypeptide N-acetylgalactosaminyltransferase activity. The transcript is spliced from 11 exons.